CAGAUCAUCAUUUUUUCGCAGUGUCUUUUAUCAUUUGGUUGUGAACGCGGGUGAAGAUGGAAAAAAGCCGUGGAUUGUUAUCAUUUAUCGCGUAAUCAGCGCAAUAAUGUGGAUCAUUAUUAAGCUCAAAAUUUAUUAUUACUAUCUGUUGACUGCCGUUUCAUUCAGUCCAUCACGGUAAUUCGUGCUAAUUGUGUCUUGUGUCUGGUAUUUCUGCUUUUCCACGUAUUUUCCAUACACCUGUGGGAGUUUACAUAGCAUAAAUUUCCAUAGAAGAAUUGAAAAAAAGAAAACCUCUGGAAAAUUUCCAGGGGAUGUGAUUUUCAAAUUUUUUAAAGGACAAUUAGGUGCAUUUAAUAAGGAAUUUGGAUUUAAGUGAUAGUAUUGAACAAUGGUUGAAAUCAAUGCUUUUCUUGCAAGAGUUUUUAGACGAGUCCCAGCCCGAUUAAACAUUGGGUUUAUGCUCUUCCUGGGAUGCUUCAUUACGUACAUGGUCCGCGUGAAUAUGUCCAUCAAUAUCCUGGCCAUGGUGGAGCCUCGUGACAAUGAAACGCUCCCUGACUAUGGAGAUCGAUAUCCCUGGGAUGCAGAUGAUCAGGGACUCCUCCUGGGAGCCUAUUUCUGGGGAUAUCUAUUCACAUCAAUUCCUGGGGCCUAUCUGGCUGAGAAAUUUGGACCAAAGAUCGUGACAGAAGUGGUAUUCAUUGCAAUUGCUGCAAUAACUGCCCUCAGUCCUCUGGCAGCAGCUGGAGGAUUUGGCACGAUGUACGCAGCAAGAUUUGUCACUGGAGUCUUCUCCGGACCACUCUAUCCCUGCUUCCACAAUCUCAUCUCCCGCUGGGCACCACCAGAUGAGAAGGGGAAGUAUGUGGCUAGUCUUCAGGGAGGCACUUUGGGAACUAUCUUCACCUGGCAGAUGAUUGGAUUCCUCGUGGAGGCAAUUGGAUGGGCCUGGGGAGGAUUCUAUGUACCAACAUUUAUUAUAGUUCUAGCUGUUAUCAUUUGGUUCGUCCUAACAGCUGAUCGUCCAGAUACUCAUCCUAGGAUAACGCCUGAAGAACGGACAUACAUUGAGAACAGCCUGGGAGACGCAGUGUCCAAUGAAAAGAGAGUGCCACCGUAUCUCCAGAUGCUCAAAUCCGUACCCUUCCUGACCCUAAUGGUGCUGCACUAUGGGAAUCUCUGGGGUCUGUACUUCCUCCUUACAGCCACUCCGAAAUUCAUGAGUGAGAUUCUGGGCUUCAAUCUCGGAACAACUGGUGUGCUGUCUUCUCUGCCUCACAUCGCCAGGAUGCUGUUCAGCUUCGUGUUCGGAAGCAUUGGGGAUCUGAUUAAGAGACGGGGCUGGAUGCAAGUGACAGUGAUGAGAAAAUUCUUCUGUAUAUUCUCUCACAUUGUCCCUGGACUCUUUUUAAUUGGCCUCUGUUUCGUUCAUGAGCCAUACACAUGCGUUGCAUUGAUAACGCUAUCGUUGGGCUUCAAUGGGGCCUCAGUGCUCACCAAUUUGCAGAAUAGUCAGGAUUUGGCGCCAAAUUUUGCAGGAACACUCUACGGCACCAUGAAUGCCAUUGGUACCACCACGGGCUUUCUCACGCCUCUUCUAGUGGCCCAUUUUACACGAUAUGAGAAUACUUUCGAAAAUUGGCGAUAUGUCUUCAUGAUUGGGGCUGGAGCCUACAUUGCUCCAGCAAUUCUGUACUUCUUCUUUGGCUCUGGUAAAGUUCAGCCAUGGAAUGCGCUGCCGAAGCCCGCCAAAAGUGAGGAGGAGAGCAAAUAGGGCCAGAACAUUAAACUAAUGUAAACCAAGACAGGUGUGGAGUGUGAUUACUGUGAGAACAAAGUCAAAUGGAAAAAACGUUCCCGAUAAAAAAUACCCAGAAAUAUCGAUAGUUAAAAUAUUUGCAAUCACUGCGGGCUUUUUUUCUGGGUCUCUUUCCUCUCUUGUUGUCUUUUCUUAGCCACAAGGCAAAUACACUCGGAAUUUUUGGCUUGGGGCUAUGGAAAAAUACGCGCUGCAGAAUUGCUAACAUUUUCAGCUACUCAAAAUUCACAUUUCCCAUCUAUAAAUUGCCCAAAAAAAAUGCCACUGGAGUUAGGUCUUUGAAACUUUCAGACAUUUCGCUGCAUCCGAGAGGGAAGAGAUUGAAUUGAGCUUUUCUCAAAUUUAUUAAUUCAACGGGCAAAAAGCCUAAAUUUGUUUUGAAGGUUUGGUUUUUCCGGUGAACUAUGAAGUUUCAGCUAGCUGAAACAUUUCUCUAGUAAUUCUUUGGGAUGUUUAAAAUUUAAUUGAAAUUGAACUUUAAAAAUAUGUUAGUUUUAAGAAUAUUAGUUUUUUUAAUUAAUAAAUUUUAAAUUCUUAAA
Molecule: messenger RNA, 2361 nt
Organism: Phlebotomus papatasi
Lineage: Eukaryota; Metazoa; Arthropoda; Insecta; Diptera; Psychodidae
Product: sialin
Exons: 5
Coding region: 392-1777 (461 amino acids)
Biological process (GO): monoatomic anion transport; transmembrane transport
Cellular component (GO): plasma membrane
Molecular function (GO): transmembrane transporter activity
Source: RefSeq, a predicted model, not a curated record